AUGGCAACCUCCCACCGGCGGAGGAUCGAGGGCGACCAUUGCCGAUCAAUGCAAAAGCGUUCUAGGGAGGGUGGUGUGGCGAUUGGCAUCUCCCACCCGCGGGAGCACCGGCGCCACCACAAGAGGCACAGGUCGGACCGGGACAGGGAUGAGCCCAGGAGGCACGAGGGGCAGUCGUCCAGGAGGCGCUCCUCCGAGAGGAGAGGCAGGAGGGAGGGCAGGGGGCGGAGCGGGGAGGGGCGCAGGGACGGGAGGGCUCGAGACGAAGGGGGAUUUGACAGAUGGGACGGCGGCGAGGAUGAGCGGGAAGGGGCUCCGGAAGGGAGGAAGAGGGAGAAGGGAACAGCGGGGGACGGCGAUGGGGACAAGGCGGCCCCAAGGCAGCCCCAGCCGAUUGCCCCGGUCAAAGGCGUGUUUGGGGGAGUGUACGUGCCGCCUUUUCGCCUUGCUCAGAUGAUGAAGCAGUGCCAAGACAAAUCUGGGCCAGAGUAUCAACGCAUGACAUGGGAUGCUCUCAGGAAAAGUCUCAACGGAAUUGUCAACAAAGUGAAUGCCACAAACAUGAAGAACAUGUUGCCUGAGCUAUUUGGCGAGAAUUUGAUUCGUGGCCGCGGCUUGUUCUGCCGUGCGGUCAUGAAGUCGCAGAUGGCAUCUCCCACCUUCACUCCGGUGUAUGCAGCACUUGUUGCCGUUGUGAACACAAAGUUCCCAGAAAUUGGCGAGCUCCUUCUGAAGCGAGUGAUUUUACAGUUCAAGCGAGCCUACCGCAGGAAUGACAAGCCUGUCUUUCUUGCAGCAACCCAGUUCCUUGCCCACCUGGUUAACCAAGCAGUUGCACAUGAGCUUCUGGCACUUGAGCUGCUCAUGGUGCUGCUGGAAAAUCCCUCUGACAACAGUGUGGAAGUGGCUGUUUCGUUCACAAAGGAGGUAGGAGCCACACUGCAGGAGCUGUCACCGCAGGGCUUGCACAGUGUGUUUGAACGACUGCGUGCCAUCCUGCAUGAGGGAGAGAUCGACAAGCGAGUCCAAUUCAUGAUCGAGGGCUUGUUUGCAGUGCGGAAGGCUGGCUUUGCAACCUCUGGCUUUCCUGCGGUCCAGUCUGAGCUGGACUUGAUCGAGGAGGAGGAUCAGAUCACGCAUGAGGUGGGCCUGGAUACACCAAACCUGGAUGCAGAGAUGGGCCUGGACGUGUUCAAGCUGGAUGAGGAGUAUGAGCAGCACGAAAAGGAGUACGAAGCCAUAAAGAUGGAGAUUUUGGGUGAAUCAGAUAAGGAAGAUGGCGAUUCCGAGAGCAGCGGUAGUGAUAGAGAGGAUGGAGAGGGUGAAGAGGGUUCAGACGCAGAAUCGGAUGAAGACAACAAGAUGGAGAUUACGGACAUGACAUACAUAAAUGAAGUUAACCUUCGGCGGACGAUAUACCUCACCAUCAUGUCCAGCUUGGACUUUGAAGAGGCAGGGCACAAGCUUCUGAAAAUCCAUCUCAAUCCAGGCCAAGAAUGCGAAAUCGUGACGAUGAUAAUCGAGUGUUGCAGCCAGGAGCGCACGUACCUCCGGUACUAUGGCCUCCUGUCGCAGCGAUUCUGCUUCCUGAACUCUGCCUACCAGAAGCUGUACGAGGAGAGCUUUAGCUUUCAGUACAGCCAGAUCCACAGGCUGGAGACCAACAAACUGCGCAACGUGGCCAAGCUGAUGGCGCACCUGCUGGCCACAGAUGCCAUAUCUUGGUCUGUGUUGGGUAUCAUACGUCUCACGGAGGAGGACACCACAUCGUCAUCCCGGAUCUUCAUCAAGAUUCUUUUCCAGGAGCUGUCCGAGAUCCUGGGCCUCAUCAAGCUCAAUGCGCGCCUCCAGGACCCCGACCACCUGGACUGGUUCGAGGGCAUCUUCCCCAAGGACACACCACGCAACAUGCGCUUCUCCAUCAACUACUUCACGUCAAUCGGCCUGGGCGGACUGACGGACACCAUGCGCACCCUGCUAGCCAACCUGCCUAAGCUCAUCGCCCAGCAGAAGUCCCUGCAGGCCAGCGACGGAAGCGGUUCUUCCGAAUCCUCGGGCGACUUGUCGUCCAGCAGCGGGAGCAGCUCGGACUCAGACUCGUCGGGGCCAUCAGAUUCGUCGUCAGAAUCUUCGUCGUCGGAUUCCAAGUCAUCGGAUUCCAGCUCGGGCAGCGAGUCCUCGGCCGGUUGGCCGGGAAGCAUCGCAUCGUGGUGCGGCAGACGCGGGAUUUUUUUGAUUUGUGGAGUUCGAGUGUCGGCGAUCAACAGGAGCGUCAGUUCACAACGCUGGCGGGGUGUAUCCUCACACCCACACCGAUAG
This is a messenger RNA of Ostreobium quekettii, 2319 nucleotides long. NCBI's taxonomy places the organism in Eukaryota, Viridiplantae, Chlorophyta, Ulvophyceae, Bryopsidales, Ostreobiaceae. The record is from the annotation of a GenBank genome assembly.